Messenger RNA from Arvicanthis niloticus (Nile rat), 1211 nucleotides. Lineage: Eukaryota; Metazoa; Chordata; Mammalia; Rodentia; Muridae. The record is from RefSeq and is a predicted model, not a curated record.
GUUGGCGCAGGCCAAUGAGGCUGGCGCUGUGCCUUGAGGCUUGGGGCUCGGCCCUCGGGACUGUCAGAGGGUUAAAGAUGGAGCCGAGGGAGAGAGGGCGCCACGAGGUACUGGGUUGGCCAGAUAGGACGGGGCUGCCGCCGACCAGGAUCUUCCACUAAUCUUCACCUUGUCCCCGCGGUGAAAACAAGAGGUGUCUGUCCACGCAGCAUCGGCCCACCACCAGCAGUCCAUUUACAAUGGAAGUCCUGGACGAGUUCGACAACGAAUUCCCCCUGAGUGUGACCUUCUGCCAGCUCAUUUCCGAGGAUGACUUCGAGAGGCAAGCAGCGACCUACACAGAGCGUGCGCUGCGACGCCUCUUCCGCGCCUUGGACCGCAACCCAGCGCUGGCGGAGAGGGUCGUGCGGAAGGGCAAGCAGACCGAGAUCGAGCAGCGCGGGCUCCUCUCCAGCCUCUGGGCGAAGUUUGUCUGCACUGUCCAGGGGGAUCUAAACCAGUGCAACAGCAUGGGUGCCCUGGAGAUGCACCAGCGCCUGGAGCAGCUGAAAAGGCGCAUCCACCGUGUGCAUCUGUAUUCCCAGGAUGCCAAGAAGAGGAGGAGGAGGCCGAAACCAAAGAAACCAGAUCCCAUCUUUCGAGACCGAUCAACCUCCCCAUGCCUGCCACCAGCCCUAUUACCACCAGCGCUGCCACCGCAACCACCACAACCUGUCACCACCGUGGCCUCUGUAGUGGCUGCGUCACCCUCUGUCUACACUAUGCCUCGGGUCUUUGGCCCCUUCCCUCCACGGUCUGGCAAGCCGAUGGAGAAACUGGAUAUUUCAAGGUCUGAAGUGAAGUUAAACUGGAAUGGUCUUUCAUCAAUGUCAAAGAGCCACAUGGUUGAUCUGACCCCCUUGGUCCUUAACCCCGGAGGCUUCCAUUUCUCAUAUUUGGCAGGAAACAGUGCACACAAGCUCCAUUGUCCUAGCUUCCCCUGGACGCCAGCCUGUAGUGGACCCUCCAACACCGACGAGACGCCAUCUCCUGUUGUGAAAGCCUCUAUCUUCACUCCGCCUAUUCUGCUCAAGUUCCAACCCGUGCCCAGACCCAACGACGACUCAGAGAAUGACCCUGGCAGCGCGGAGUCCACUCCUGCCAAAGAGAGCCAAUAAUCUCUUCCCAACAGACCAUGCCCCAGGACUGAGUAAAGUUCAUCCUGGCGUUGA